Messenger RNA from Eruca vesicaria subsp. sativa (arugula), 1613 nucleotides. NCBI's taxonomy places the organism in Eukaryota, Viridiplantae, Streptophyta, Magnoliopsida, Brassicales, Brassicaceae. The record is from the annotation of a GenBank genome assembly.
AUGAGCACUCCCAUGGAGAUUGCCGAGCAAAACCCUAUGCUCGAGGACGUUACUAUUCCUCCUCCUCCUCCUCCUCCUCACGACUCUUCCAUGGAUGUCUCUCACCCAAAUUGCAUCGAACCAACGAUUAUCCCCGAGCAAUUAACCGUCGCGGAGCCACUCGCCACAACAGAUCCUCCUCCUCCUCCUCCUCCUCCUCCAUCUCCUCCGGCUCCAUCUCCUCCUGCUCCUCUCCACGAGAACAAGUUCCUCGUAUCCGUGGAGGUCUGCUUAAAGCCAUCAAGCACGGCUCGUCUCGAGGACGUACAGAGAGCUGUAGAACGGAUGCUGGAAACUAGGAGUAUGAGCUAUGUAGAUGGACUUGUUCUCAUACCUUCACACGACUUGUUCCUUGUUGAAAAUGUACAACGUAUAUGCAUUUGUGAUACAGAGGAAUGGGUGAAGAAUAAUGAUGUUCUCUUGUUCUGGCAAGUUAAGCCUGUUGUCCAUGCCUUUCAGUUAACUGAGGAAGGACCAUGUGAGGAACUGGGCCCAGAUGGACAACCUUCUAGCUUUAAUGAAUGGAUUUUACCUGCAAAGGAGUUUGAUGGCUUAUGGGAAAGCUUGAUAUAUGAAUCUGGACUUAAGCAACGGUUACUACGUUAUGCGGCAAGUGCUUUGUUGUUCACGCAGAAAGGUGUUAAUCCAAAUCUCGUUUCAUGGAACAGGAUUGUUCUUUUGCACGGACCACCAGGGACUGGCAAAACAUCUCUUUGCAAAGCAUUGGCUCAAAAGCUUUCUAUUCGGUGCAACUCCAGAUAUCCACACUGCCAACUGAUUGAAGUCAAUGCUCACUCUCUAUUUAGUAAAUGGUUCUCUGAAAGUGGCAAGCUGGUUGCCAAGCUUUUCCAAAAGAUCCAAGAGAUGGUGGAGGAAGAUAACAAUCUAGUAUUUGUUUUGAUCGAUGAAGUUGAAAGUCUUGCUGCUGCACGAAAAGCUGCAUUGUCUGGUUCAGAACCUUCAGAUUCCAUCCGGGUUGUGAAUGCACUACUUACACAAAUGGACAAACUGAAAUCAGCACCGAAUGUGAUAAUCCUUACAACAUCGAAUAUAACUACUGCUAUUGAUGUUGCUUUCGUGGAUCGAGCUGACAUAAAAGCUUAUGUUGGCCCUCCAACUCUUCAUGUUCGCUAUGAAAUAUUAAGGUCCUGUGUUGAGGAAUUGAUAAGCAAAGGGAUCAUAUCAAGUUUCCAGGGCUGUGAUGGACUCUCUAUUCCAAGCUUUUCAAGUUUGAAAGAAAAGGUGAACGCAAAUGAGCUUCAUGAUACAGAUACAGUUCCUUGGUUCUGUAAACAACUGAUAGAAGCUGCAAACUCGUGUGAGGGUUUAAGUGGGAGAUCACUGAGGAAGCUUCCGUUUUUAGCACACGCAGCACUUUCAGAUCCUCACAGCCAUGAUCCAAGUAAUUUCUUGUGUGCAAUGAUAGAGACAGCAAAGCGAGAGAAGUCUGAACAGCCUGAAUGACCCAUUUUUGUAUGAGGUCAUAAACAAAUAUACAAUGGAGAAUGUUAUAAUAUUUAGUUAUUGAUUCUACAUUUUUUUAAACAUAAGAUAAUGUAGCAUAGUGUUUGUCA